CAGACAUCUAUUCUUCUUCCUGCUCUUUUCCCUUAAUGUGAGUCGCGAAUGAGAAAGUUGGAAUCGCAGGUGCACCAACCGCAUCAUUCAUUUUAAGACGCUAUUAACGCGAAGAAAGGGAUUAUAUUGCGUCUCAUUCUGUGAUGGCUUUAUAAGGCUCCGUGUGAGAUCUUUGAAAACUACAGUGCGCAGAAUGCAUAGACACACGGCAAGGCAGGCCUUUCUUGUCCUCUUCCUCAUCGUCAUUCUGACGGGGCCCAUACAUUCAGAGAUCUCCAACUGCGUCAUUAAACGUGAGGAGGAGAGAUGCAUGGAGCGAAUCGCACUGCACGACCCCAAAGAUGACGAAAAGUUUGGCUGUCUAUGGGAUUGGGAUAACCUGACCUGCUGGCAGGCGGCUGGAGUUGGAGAGGUCGUGGAGGUCAAUUGUCCUGAGCUCUUUGAAUUCAUGAGUCCAGAGGAGGGUCUCGGCAAGAUCAGCAGAAACUGUACGGAGUUUGGCUGGUCUGAACCGUAUCCUCACUACGUUGAUGCCUGUAUGAUCGGAUACAACACAACCAAGCCUGACAUGUACUAUGCGUCUGUGAAGGCUCUCUAUACAGUGGGCUACAGCACGUCUCUGGUGUCUCUGACCACAGCUAUGGUCAUUCUCUGCAGAUUCAGGAAGCUUCACUGCACCAGGAACUUCAUCCACAUGAAUUUGUUUGUGUCGUUCAUCCUGAGAGCCAUCUCUGUGUUCAUUAAAGACGGUGUUCUGUAUGCAGAGGAGGACAGUGACCACUGCUUUGUCCAUACUGUGGGCUGUAAGGCAGUGAUGGUCUUCUUCCAUUACUGUGUCAUGUCAAACUACUUCUGGCUCUUUAUCGAGGGUCUUUACCUCUUCACACUGUUGGUGGAGACCUUCUUCCCUGAAAGACGCUACUUCUACUGGUACACCAUCAUUGGCUGGGGGACACCCACUAUUUGUGUGACCAUCUGGGCUGUUCUGCGUCUCAAUUUUGAUGAUUCUGGCUGCUGGGAUAUGAAUGAUUACACUGCUCUCUGGUGGGUGAUAAAGGGACCAGUCGUGGCAUCAAUUAUGAUUAAUUUUGUUCUCUUCAUUGGAAUAAUCAUAAUCCUGGUGCAGAAGCUGCAGUCUCCAGACAUCGGCGGAAACGAGUCCAGCAUUUACCUGCGUCUGGCGCGUUCGACCCUGCUCCUCAUCCCGCUGUUUGGAAUCCACUACACUGUGUUUGCCUUCUCCCCUGAGGAUUUCAGCAAGCGGGAGAGACUGGUCUUUGAGCUGGGCCUGGGCUCCUUCCAGGGGUUUGUGGUGGCCGUCCUGUACUGCUUUCUGAACGGAGAGUUUCUCCCUAAAGGUGCAGUCAGAGAUAAAGAGGAAAUGGAGGAGCUGGACGGUGAACAGGUACUUUGCUGUGGACCUGAAGCAGCAACGUCACCCUUCGCUAGCGAGCAGUGGGGUGAACGGGGGGACGCAGCUGUCCAUCCUCAGCAAGAGCAGCUCGCAGAUACGCAUGUCCAGCCCACUGGCCGAAACGGUCAACCUGAACCUGCCCACCUGAACGCCUGAUUGGCCCACUUCUCUGCCAGUCCGUCCCUAAAACUCCGCCCUUCAAUUCACCUUCUUCACCUGCAGUAGGGCCAACCAAUCACGUUUAACGACACAAAUGAUUUAUGAGACCUCAUAAUAGUAUUUACAGAGCAAUGCCAUUUAAAAUAGUUCGAAACGAUUCAUCCAGGGAUUCAUGUAGAGUGCCAAAACUAUUGUGAGUUCAUGCUAAGGAAAGAUGAAAUUCAGUACUUGAAAACUAGUAUGAAUAUACGCUUUUUGACCAUAAAGUAACUUUAUGAAGGCUUUCUGAUUAAUCUUUUGAAAAAAAAAACAACAAUGCAAGCUUAAAAUAAUGUUCUUUUAUCUCUUUUUUUAAAUAGAGAUAAUGAUGAUAAUAAUAAUGCAGAAAAGUUCGCACAUUUGCCAUAAACGGCAAAAUGAGGUUCCAGCAGAAAUUUAAGUAAAUUUUUCACAUCACAUUAUGAGCCAUAGACAAUGUGAACUUUUUGUGAUUAGAAUGUAGUGAUAUUUAAGUUCCCUUAAAACUAUUUGUUUCUUUCAAACUGAUAGCACAUUGCUUUACUAGUUUAGAACGUUUUGAGUCGAGUCAUAAGUGUAAUGUUAAGGUAUUAAAAGUAUGUUCCAAGUUAAAUACAAGGUAAGCUCAAUCUACAGAAUUUGUAGCGUAAUGUAGAUUACCACAAAGAUAUUUUCAACUCGCCCCUCCUUUAUUUAAAAAUUGUGGUUACAGUGAUGCACUUGCAAUAGAUGUGUAUGGGGCCAGUCCAUAAACAUGUUUCUAAAGUAGAAAAUCACCGUUCUACAUGAUUAAAUCGCUUAUAGAGUUUACCGCCAUUGACAACAAUGUUGUAACAUUUGAUAUUUGUACAGCAAUUUUAUCUCACUAAAAUCAUGUUAACACGUAUAUGUUUAUAUCUUGUGACUUUACUUUGAACAGUGUGUAUUUUAAUGUUUAUAUAUUGGCCUCAUUCAUUUCCAAUUGCAAGUGCUUUACUUUAACCACAAUUUUUGCUUCUUAUAUAUACAAAAACGAUGGACGAGUUGAAAAAUGUUUGUGAUAAUUUUUGAGGUAAUCAAUAUCAUGCGAUUGAGCUUAACUUGUAUUGAACCUGAAGAAUUUCUUUAAAAUGUCAGACGGGUUACAUGUCAGUGUUAUGUCAAUGAAAAGAUCAAGCAAAAUAUAAUUAAGUAAUAUAAAGUGCCAAAACAUGGUUUUAAAAUAUACUUUCAUCUGCAAGCUACUGUGUUUAUCAAGCAUACAUUACAAAAAGUAAAUGUACAGAUUUAGUGUUGCUCGUAUAAAUGCUGUGUAUUUGAUUUAACGUUCUCAACAGAGAGAUUGUAAAACAUAUUUUUUUACAAUCAGCCGUAAGUACAGAGUAUGUCAACAAUAUGAAAACUCAUGAAUGACUCAUGAAUUUAGAUUAUAUUGUAAGUGUUGUGAUUUUAAA
Molecule: messenger RNA, 3024 nt
Organism: Myxocyprinus asiaticus (Chinese sucker)
Lineage: Eukaryota; Metazoa; Chordata; Actinopteri; Cypriniformes; Catostomidae
Product: pituitary adenylate cyclase-activating polypeptide type I receptor-like
Exons: 14
Coding region: 194-1570 (458 amino acids)
Biological process (GO): cell surface receptor signaling pathway; adenylate cyclase-modulating G protein-coupled receptor signaling pathway
Cellular component (GO): neuron projection; plasma membrane
Molecular function (GO): peptide hormone binding; G protein-coupled peptide receptor activity; vasoactive intestinal polypeptide receptor activity
Source: RefSeq, a predicted model, not a curated record